UCCCGCGCGAUUCCGCCGAGUCGGCAAUCUAGGGCUUUUUGUUUCUUUUCUCCAUUCGUCACCGGAGAAAUCGAGGCGAUCAAUCUCUCGUCAUCAUGGCGCAAAACUACGACCGCCACCUCAAAAUCCCCUCCCUCCCUUUAAAACCCCAAUUCCCCCGUUUCUUCGGCCGAAAUCGCCCCAAUGUCUUCGUCUCUCCGGCGAUCUCGCUUCCGGGUUCGGGACCCAAACGAGGAUCCGAUACGCGGCCGAUCCGAAGAGUUCAUCUGACUCCGGCGAGGUCGAGGCUGAUCUCGAAUCUAUGACCGGAAAAGGGAUAAAGCGUCUGUGUUCGGAGCUUCUCGAAUUGAAGAAAGCUUCGGAUGACAAGUUCCAGAGGAGUGUGUAUUCGAGUUACUCUGCAUUUGUCAGAAUAUUGGAAGAAGUUGGAGGUGUAGAAAACGAAAUCAUCGAAAUGAAAAAACAUGUCUCAGCGGAGAUGAAGCUUGUUCAAGCUCUCACGAGCAAUCUUUAUGCAGAUAUCAUCACCGAUGGGUUAGAAGAAACAAAGGUUGACGAUUUCGGCUUUAUUUCGCCUUCUAGAUUUGAGAUUCACAUGCAAGAUGUUUUGGUAACAAUGGACAUUCUUCUAUCGGAGUGCCGAUUAAAGGAAGCUCUUGCUCUGUUGGAGAAGGAAACUAUCACCUUACGAAAGUUCCAAAUUGAAGAAGAUUGUUCAUCUUCAAUUAUCAUGUCCUAUAAAUAUGCAUUAUCAGAAAGGAGAAAGAGGCUCUCUGACCAGCUUUCUUUUAUUGCUGAACACCCAAGAGUGUCUCAACCAGAACUCCAAAAGGCACUCUCUGAACUCUGUAGGUUAGGCGAGAAUCAUCGGGCAAAGUCUUUACUCCUAAAAUUUUAUCGUUCACGCCUUCAAAAGAAGGUGUUUGAAUUGCAGUGCUUGAAACCGUGCUUAUAUGGAACUCACAUAAGGGAGCUUGCAAAGGCUGUAUUCUCUACCAUAUCUGAAGCAGCAAGUUGUUUUGUUGUGUUGUAUGGUGAAACAACUCCUUAUAGUUCAGAGCUUAUUCUGUGGACCAGAGAAGAAACCGAAACAUUUAGUCAUGAAUUUUACAAAUACGUCAGAUCUGUUUCAGAAACCAACGAGGGCAUAUCUUUGGCAAUUGAGGCUGCAAAUAGUGCCCUUAAUCUUUGCUCUCUUUUAAGAUCUCAGAGAAUAGACUUGGUGUCAAAGUUAAUGGAAUUUAUCAGGCCUUGCAUGGAAGAAGUAUUGCAGAUGCAUUUGGAGCAUUUUAAAAGAGUUUUCCAUGUUUUUACAACCUCAGAUAAUUGGACUCUGGGUAAAUUUCUCAGCUUAGGAAUAUUGAGGGACAUGUCCUCUCUUACAGGGAUUGGUGACAAAGUGGAAUAUUGCCUACUUACUAGCAGUGGCCGAAAGUUUGUCACCCUAAUGCAGGCAAUUGUAGAUGAUGUUUCGCCCUUGGUUGUUCUCAAACUGCGAGGUUCAAUACUCAAGGGCCUUGCUGGCUUGUUCAGUGAGUACAUUUGUGCCCUUGAAAGAGCUAUUCCACCUAGAGAAAAUGCAACAGAAAAUGGCUCUCCAAAAGUUAACUCUGCUCAAUCCCUUCAACAACAACUCUCACUUUUAGCCAAUGCCUCCACGCUGGCGCAUUUCUUCCCAAGUAUUGCUGGUGGUAUCAUUAAGGACAACAAAUUUUCGAAGGAUGAUUUAUCUUUUGAACAAACCGAGUUUUUUUCACAGAACGAACUUGAUGACUGUAUAUUGUCAAUUGGGGAAGCUGCAAAUCAACUGCGAUGCUAUUUCUCUCGGCAAUUUGUGCUCUGGGUUAUGUCUCAUGAAGAUUAUGAAUCCGAACCAUAUUUGGAAGAAUGGUUCAUACAUAUCGCAUCACAAGAUCCGGUGCCUUCUUUUGUCUUUCUGUUGCUGUUUGUGCGGUUGAGGCAAUUGGAGCAACUUUCGAAAUCCAUCUUUAUUGGUGAGAAUGGGAUGAUCAAGAAGCUACAAAAAGAGAUACUGGAUGUUUUGAUUGCGUGGCUCUCUAAGAACCGGGAGCUCUGGAGAAAAACUGUGAAAUGUUCAUCUAUACGGCACUGUGGGUGCCUUGAGCAGGUUUAUCUAGAUAUGCAUUUCCUGAUGGAGAUUGCGAUACUUGGAGGAUACUGUUCAGAUGAUUUGGUAGUUGCAGCAAUGGAUUUGAUAGAAGAAAUGGAAGCAGAAUUCACUAAAACUUGUUCCAGUUUGAAGAGCUUUUGCAGUGUCGUGCCUGAAAGAGACUGGGCUCUGAAUGCUGCCAAGUUGGCAAUUAAGAAACUUCUGGAAGUUGAAGCUGCAAAUUCUGAGUCUGGAGUGGAAUCAGCGGUUGCUUCUUUCAGCGACUCUAAAAAAGGAAAUUGCAAUGAUGAAUGCCCGUCUGAUGUGGAGGAAUUGAUAAAUAUCUCAGAGGGCUCAAAAGCCUUAUUGGAUGGCGAAUCAGAAAGUUCUGGGGAUGAUGAUAUCUUAAGGUUAACUGACAUAAAACAUACAGUGGCCGAAUCAUUUGUAGGACAGCGAACCGAAGUUAUAUCCAAUGAAUAUGAUGAUGAUGGAUACGGGAGUCCUACAGUUCCUUGUUCAGACAGAGAAAAAGAUACAAACACGGCCAAUAUUGGGACAGAUGGCCUAUGUGAGGACAUAUGGAAGCUGGAGCUGGAGAUAUUUACAAUAAAAGACAAAGUGCAAGCCGUUCAGAAUUCGGCUGAUUUUGAUGCUGUUGUAGCUCAACCAAGAGAAGAAGAACAUCUUGAAAAUGUCAUGUCAGGAGAGCUAGACGACAUAAAAGAGUUGGAAACGGAAGUGCUCACAGAAAAAUUUGAUGGCAAAUCCAUUGUUAGUUCGGAUGAGUCUAACUCUUCAGCUAAACUAAUAACAAAAGAUCAACGAGAUACCUCUAAUGAGUUCGGCAAUGAGAAACUGAUGGUUGUGCUUGAAAGCAAUGAUGAGCAUUUUACUGUGUCAAAGGAGCUUGUACAGAUUGAUGGUACUGAAGUAGAAGAUGAACUGGGGAAAGCAUCUUCUGAAGCUAGUAGCCUCCAUUUGGAGAAAAGAUUUAUUUUGCUUGAAGCUGAUGCUAGUUUGUUCACCGAGAUUGUUCAAGGCAACAGUUCUAAAAAUCGAGCUGGUGAAUAUUUAGUUAAGGAUGAAACUAACAUGCACGAGUCUGCACCGGGAACCGAUGAAGAAGAAAAACUACUGUCUGUCAAAUUUUCGGAGCUGGGUUUUAAAAGUAAUGGACAGAAGCAAGAAAAUGAUAUUGGCAAUCUUAUACGCAGCGUAAACACUUCGGAGAGUCCAGUACAACAGAGAGCUGGACGAAAGCGAAACAAAUCGACAAAU
Molecule: messenger RNA, 3391 nt
Organism: Asparagus officinalis (garden asparagus)
Lineage: Eukaryota; Viridiplantae; Streptophyta; Magnoliopsida; Asparagales; Asparagaceae
Product: exocyst complex component EXO84B-like
Exons: 7
Biological process (GO): exocytosis; intracellular protein localization; Golgi to plasma membrane transport
Cellular component (GO): exocyst
Source: RefSeq, a predicted model, not a curated record